CAAGAAUCAAACAACUUUAUAGUUGUCAAAGCAGGACGACACACGAGAACGCGUACAGAGUAGAGGAAAUAUGGAUUUGACUUGGAUAUUGUUAAUCUAUUCAUCGCUUGAUGUCGGAAGUUGGGGAGGCAAUGAUGUUUGCAAACAUAUUCACGAGUGCUGUCUUUAUAAAGACAAACAGUGUAAAAGGGAAACGUCGUCAGAUAUUUGCAAAGUCGAAUGCAGUAAAUAUCAUGAUUGUUCCACAAAUGACGUUCGGCUUUCGAAAGAAGGGAUUGCAUGUAAUGCAAAUUGUACAAAUGACAUUGGGGCAUGUGAUGUCGAAUGCAUCCCUGGACAUUACGGUACAAAAUGUCAUUUUGGAUGUAAUGGUAAAUGUAGAAUGCAUAAGUGUUACAGAGAUAAUGGCUCGUGCGUUGACGGUUGUGAGGCAGGCUACUUUGGAGAUAAGUGUGAGUCGGCAUGUAACAGUAAUUGCAAGGACAAAAAAUGUGACAGGAGUAACGGAAGCUGCAUCAAUGGGUGUUCUCCUGGCUAUUACGGUGAAGAUUGUCUUAGUAAAUGUGAAACAUCAUGCCGUUAUCACGUUUGUGAUGGGAAGACUGGCAACUGUCUUUUUGGAUGCACUGAGGGGUUCUAUGGGCUUCUGUGCCAAAAGACUUGCUCUGACGAUUGCUUUCUGUGCCAUCCUGAAAUUGGGGAAUGCAUCAUUGAUCAUAUUCCUGAGCUCGAGGGUACUCCUUGCACCACGAAGAUACUCGUUGUCUUUUGGGGGUCAGCUGGAGUGUUCAUCCUCCUUGCUGGAGCGGCAGUGUUGAUGUACAGGAGCCAAACUUGUAGUUACACUCACAAGAAAAAGAAGAGAGGAUUAGACACGCUGUUCAUAGAUACUAGAGCUCCAAUGGGCUUACCCAACGUGCCCAGUCAGGACACCAGAUCAAGCCACUAUGAGGAAAUCAUGUGUGGUGACACAGAUCGUCACUUUCAGCAUAUUAGUAAAAGUACGGGUAGUAUAAACCUGAGAACCUUAAUCAACACCAUGAAACAUCCAAACCAAUGCAACACCGCUAAACGUAAAAGAAACAGGGCAAACGUCGGGAGAAACGCAAUGUCACUUGCGUCAUCGGUGCACACAAUAGACAAUUUUCCAACGUGUUGGCUAGGAUCGGAGACUGAUUUUGAUGAAAUGUCGGAACAUCCUGAUAAGAAGGAAGCACCUCUGGUAAGAUCCCUUCAAGCUUCCCAGAAGGAAGCCGUGCGUUUUUCAGAUGCCCCAAAGGAUGAGGAUGAAGCAGAAGAUAUGGAUACAUCCGUGAAGGAAAGAGAGGGAGAAACUAAGUCACAGGCUGACGAUGUGCCAAGGGAAGAAGCUGGCAAGAGAUCCUACAUCUCCGCUGUUUUUAAUGAAACGGAUGAAGAUACAAUGAUCGAUGAUACAUGUAAAGGAAUAUAUCCGGGAUUGAAAAAGGAAGACUAAACAGCCUUGUUUAGGUGUUUAUUGUUUCUUUAAAAGGUUCAAAAUAGUUUGUGGUAAACAGUCUGAAGCAAAGUGCAUAUAUCUGUUGCAAGGGUGAUUUCAAACUUCAUAUCUUACUUCCUCUUCUCGAACGAGGUUGAUCAAACACGUUUGACUUUCUAGACAUUAAGCCUUUUCAGCGUUUCCAUUACAUCUGGAACGUUCCCUCAUUAAAUGGUCACAUAGAGUUCCACCAGGUGUUGACUGUAACAUUGAAGACAGCACAGAGAUUUUGCAUAUGUGGUCGCCCUUCUGUUUCCUGGACAUUGUUGGUCGUACAAUGUUUGUGAACCAUAUAUAUUUUGACCUUGACUUGAUGACAUGAUGACUUUUAGAGUAAUUCGUGAUGAUUCCAUUUUUAUUUGGUGAUAUUAUAUUAUUAAUUCAAAGGUCUUUUUACUCUAAUCAUUAUGAGUGCGAAAACGACGUGGGAACUUAUUUGUAUGAUACAAAUGCUUGAUUUCAAUUAUAGCUCUGCAUUUGUGUCGAUAUAACAUGAAUAUGAAGUUAUUUCUGUUGAACCCAGUAUGCGCUACAUGCUAUUUUAUAUCAAUAAAAUUAGUUUAU
This is a messenger RNA of Haliotis rufescens (red abalone), 2083 nucleotides long. RefSeq names its product platelet endothelial aggregation receptor 1-like. Lineage: Eukaryota; Metazoa; Mollusca; Gastropoda; Lepetellida; Haliotidae. Bases 71 to 1477 code for a protein of 468 amino acids. The transcript has 5 exons. The record is from RefSeq and is a predicted model, not a curated record.